AUGCCUUGUCACAUGGAAAUGACGAAGGCAGUUCAAAAGAGGUACAAGAGUGAUGGACAUGACACUAUUGUUUUGGCUGGAGCUGAGUAUGGAAGUGGAAGCUCCAGAGAUUGGGCUGCCAAGGGUCCCAUGUUAUUGGGAGUUAAAGCUGUGAUUGCCAAGAGUUUUGAGAGAAUUCAUCGCAGUAAUUUGGUGGGAAUGGGAAUUAUUCCACUUUGUUUCAAGGCUGGUCAGGAUGCGGACACGCUAGGAUUGACUGGCCAUGAGCGCUAUACUAUUGACCUUCCAAGCAAUAUCAGUGAGAUAAAACCUGGCCAAGACGUGGCUGUCACAACUGACAAUGGGAAAUCGUUCACCUGCACAGCUCGCUUUGACACUGAGAAUGCUAGGCUUGGAGCUAAUAAAGCCUUGCAUUAA
Molecule: messenger RNA, 417 nt
Organism: Dovyalis caffra
Lineage: Eukaryota; Viridiplantae; Streptophyta; Magnoliopsida; Malpighiales; Salicaceae
Source: the annotation of a GenBank genome assembly